Aspergillus ibericus CBS 121593 is the source of this 1156-nucleotide messenger RNA. RefSeq lists its product as uncharacterized. The record is from RefSeq and is a predicted model, not a curated record. NCBI's taxonomy places the organism in Eukaryota, Fungi, Ascomycota, Eurotiomycetes, Eurotiales, Aspergillaceae. The transcript has 2 exons. The coding region runs from base 70 to 894 and encodes 274 amino acids.
UAUCAACUUAUACCAAAGUCCUUCACAAGGCACCACUAUAUACAUCAAACAUCACAUCAACCGCCGAACAUGGGCUUCGGCGGCGUCCUUCUUCGUACUUCCAACCUCUCCAUCCGUGUCCUCCAGUUUCUCGACGCAGCCGUCAUCCUCGGCAUCUUCUCCUACUUCCUUGCCGUCCUUGCUCGACAUGACCAGACCAUCCCACGCUGGAUAAAGGCCACCGAGGGUCUCUCGGGUGCCGCCGCCCUCUACGGCAUCCUUGGGAUCCUCUUCACCUGCUGUCUCGGCGGCGUGGCCUUCUUCGCAUUCCUUGCCAUCGUCCUCGAUGUCUGCUUCAUCGGGGCCAUGAUCGCCAUUGCCAUCAUGACCCGUCACGGUACCCAAAGCUGCUCGGGUCGCGUGACCACCCCUCUCGGGACGGGGAAUGCCAGCGAUGACUCGCCGUCUGGUACGAGCUACCACUAUGCGUGCGAGCUGGAGAAGGCUGCUUUUGCAGUGUCGAUCAUUGGGAUUUUCCUCUUCUUGAUUUCGAUACUUCUUCAAAUUCUCUACGCCCGACACCACAAACGUGAGAAGCGUUUUGGCCCCUCCCCCGCAAAUGGCUACACUUCCGGCACUACCCGGAGCUUCGCCUUCUGGCGACGAAACAAGAAUAACCCUGAAACGGCCAGCGCAGAUGAUAUGCUUCCUACGCACCCGGCACCCCGGGAUGUGGAACUGGGGACUACUGGAGCGACGACCGAGAAAGAAGAUGGGAUGCAUGGUGCCAAUGCUGGUGCCACCCCGGCGGGGGGUUAUAUCCCCUGGAGGGGUAAUGUGAAUAAUGGCACAGCUACGGCGGGGCAUAAUGGGACUUAUGGGUAUGGAAGCUCGCCAUAUACGGGGAAUUAUUGAAUGAUGUGGAAGUAAGGGGAGGACUCUUGAUUGACAAGGAGGGGUGCUUCCAGUCCGGUGUGCUGGGAGGAUGAUUGAUGAAUGACUCGAUUACAACUAAGAUACCACAGUUUUGGCUGCUUAAUGGUUUUGGACUUGCUGUAUUCUAUUAAGUAUUAGGUAUAUAUGGCAUUGCUUCAUGUUAAUACUUAUUGGAGUAUUUUUGUUCUAGGAAUCUUCUAUUUGAUUUUAUUGUUGUUGCCUACUUAAGGAUGGGUGUCAC